This is a messenger RNA of Chaetomium globosum CBS 148.51, 2124 nucleotides long. RefSeq lists its product as uncharacterized. Gene Ontology annotation, biological process: putrescine transport; spermidine transport; urea transmembrane transport. Gene Ontology annotation, molecular function: urea transmembrane transporter activity; putrescine transmembrane transporter activity; spermidine transmembrane transporter activity. The record is from RefSeq and is a predicted model, not a curated record. NCBI's taxonomy places the organism in Eukaryota, Fungi, Ascomycota, Sordariomycetes, Sordariales, Chaetomiaceae. The transcript is spliced from 5 exons. Bases 1 to 2124 code for a protein of 707 amino acids. Gene Ontology annotation, cellular component: plasma membrane.
AUGGACCAUGCUCCCUCCAACAAAGACCACAUCGCCAACGCCGCUCUCGGCCAGGGGGUAGGCUACGGCAUUGUGGUGGGCCUGGGCGGUGCUUUUGCUUUGGUGGAUGCUUAUACGAAGCCAGGCAUGAUGCUCGUGACCUUCAUUCUACGCCGCUACAACCAGGAGCUUCAGACGUCAGAGAUGUUCAACACUGCCGGGCGCACAGUUAAAUCCGGUUUAGUCUCAGCAGCGGUCGUUUCCUCCUGGACCUGGGCGGCGACCCUUCUUCAAAGUACCGGUGUCUGCUACCGGUAUGGUGUUUCCGGUCCCUUUUGGUAUGCCUCCGGCGCCACCGUCCAAAUUCUGCUCUUCGCUACUCUCGCUAUCGAACUCAAGAGGCGGGCGCCCAAUGCCCAUACAUACCUUGAGAUUAUCAAGGCACGAUACGGCACAUUUGCCCACCUCGUUUUCCUCAUCUUUGGGCUGGCGACAAACAUUCUGGUAUCUCUUAUGUUGAUUGUCGGUGGUUCUGCCACAGUCAACGCCUUGACUGGCAUGCACACUAUUGCCGCGAGUAGGUCACGACUCCCCGCUUCCGAAAGUUCGAAACACAUGGCUGAUGAUGUAGUUUACCUCUUACCCGUGGGCGUCGUGGUUUACACGAUGGUCGGCGGCUUGAAAGCGACUAUUCUGACAGACUGGGCCCACACAUUCAUUUUGCUCAUCAUUCUCAUCAUCUUCUCGCUUACCGCAUAUGCCUCACACGAUGUACUGGGAUCACCUGGCGUCGUUUACGACCUGUUGGUGAAGGCCGCUGCCCGGCACCCGGUCGAGGGAAACAAGGAUGGCAGUUACCUGACAAUGCAGUCGCGAGAGGGUGCCAUUUUCUUCGUCAUCAACAUCGUCGGUUAUUAUAACAAAGCAAUCGCCGCCUCCCCAGUCCACGCCCUGCCCGGCUACCUCAUCGGGGGUCUCUGCUGGUUUGCUAUCCCCUGGCUGACCGCCACGACCAUGGGUCUGACGGCCCUGGCCAUGGAGGAUAAACCCGGCUUUCCAACCUACCCAGAUCGUAUGGCCGACGCCGAUGUGACCGCCGGUCUCGUUCUUCCUUAUGCCGCAGUCUCACUCCUCGGAAAAGGAGGAGCUGUUGGAACGCUCCUCAUCGUCUUCAUGGCCGUCACCAGCGCCACCUCGAGCCAGCUUAUCGCCGUUAGCACUAUCUGCACCUAUGAUCUCUAUCGAACGUACUUCAACCCGACGGCUAGCGGCAAGAGGCUCAUCUACACUAGCCACGCUGUGGUGGUUGGUUACGGUCUAUUCAUCGCUACCUUUUCCGUCGGUCUUUGGUAUGCCGGCAUUUCGAUGGGCUAUCUGUACUUGAUGAUGGGUGUCAUCAUCUCCGCUGCGGUGCUGCCUGCAACACUCACGUUGGUUUGGGCCGGUCAGAACAAGUGGGCAGCUUCCCUCUCGCCCAUCGUCGGCCUCGCCUGUGCUCUUAUUGCAUGGCUCGUCACGGCCAAGAGGGAGUGUGGCAACCUGGGAGUGGCAUGCACGGGCUCCAACUACCCCAUGCUUGCAGGCAAUGUUGCUGCCUUGCUCUCUCCUGUCGUUCUAGUUGUCAUUUUUACCUUGAUAUUCGGCAUCGACAAGUACGACUGGAAGUCGAUGAUGGAAAUCCGGAGGGGAGAUGACCACGAAUUAACCGAUCCUGUUGGCUUAAGUGUUGAAGAGGUUCCCGUCAACCACAACGAGAGCGGUGCUGAGUUCGACGAGGAGCAGAAAAAGCUGGAGCGCGCGAGUAAGAUCAGCAAGACUGCAACAAUCGUUAUGACACUCGCAUUUCUGGUCCUGUGGCCCAUGCCCAUGUACGGAACGGGCUACAUUUUCAGCAAACCGUUUUUUACCGGAUGGGUUACGGUGGGCAUCAUCUGGAUCUUUUGCUCUUUCAUCGGCGUCGGUCUCUUUCCUAUUUUUGAGAGCCGUAAGACGCUUGCUAGAACGUUCAAGAGCAUCUACCUCGACGUCACUGGAAAGUCGCACCCGAAGACGAUCCACGCUCAGAUGGCCCAAGAAGAGCAAACCCCAAGCGAGGCCACGCCAUCAGAAAAGUCUGGUGUCAAACAGGUGGUUAAACCUGCAUGA